Molecule: messenger RNA, 2956 nt
Organism: Linum trigynum
Lineage: Eukaryota; Viridiplantae; Streptophyta; Magnoliopsida; Malpighiales; Linaceae
Source: the annotation of a GenBank genome assembly
GACAACAAGUCACACACACAACAACAUAAGUCGCUUACGACGACUUCACACAACACAAAUCACACACAAUACAUACUCUCUCUACUUUCUCUCUCUAAAAAUGUUUUUUCUCUCCUACCCAUCUCCCAAAACGUGUUAAAUCUCUAAACACUCAACACACCCUCAAUUUGGCGGACUAAGCCAUGGAAUCGUGGAUAGCCUCCACCAGGUGGCAUUAAAUAGCCGACGACGCUCAAUUACGACCGUGGGACCGAACUAGGUCUAACGUCAUCGUAUUUAUUUUAUUCCAUUCAGGUUACUAAUUUGAGCGUCGGAGGAGGUUCCAACCAGGACCCCCCGGUGGGACUUUUUUUCCUAGGUAUUCACACGGAGCUGGAGGUGGUUAAAGGCUUUGGGAAAUCAGCGCUCUCCGGACCUUAGACAUAUUGAAGUAGGCUGCUCUAAACUUGGCAUCAACAAUUGGCGCCCACCGUGGGGCCCGAUGGGAAGAAUAUUUCCAAAUUUUUAAGAAACCACCGCCAAGCUGUGAUGAAUACCCAAGGUUCUCCCAACAUUCUUACUAUCGAAGCAGUACGUCGCUUUUACGCGUAAUCGAAACUGGGGGCAACCCAACCCCCCGUUCACCACUCAGUGAGGCACCAAGUCAAAAUACAGAGCCCAGAGUGGUGCAACUUGCACAUACUACCUCUAUUCCGGCACCAGAAGGAAUUCUCACCCCUACUCCGGCACAAGUACGUGAGAUUCAGGUUAAAAUUGAGCGACUCAGAGCUCAACUUAGAGCCAAAGAGGCCUCCCAUAUUAAUGCUCGUGGCUCCUCCAGAGUACUGACUCACUCCUACUUUCACUCUAGGAAUUGGCCAAGUGUAACCACUUCCUAAAGCGUAGUGUAGCGGGUUUGGGUUUUAAUGUCAACCCGGGUACUAGAUUUGAUGACUACUCGGUGAAUUCUUGUUAUCUAGCAAUGAAACUUUAGUGCAGGUCCAAAUUAACAAACAAACAAAGCAAGUAAAACGGUUGUUUUCAAGUCGAGAGAGGUCACCCGGAUAUGGUUCCCCCUAGACUGCAGUUAAGGCGGAUUGCAAUUACCAAGUUCAAUUUCUAUGAUAGUUAUACUGCGGAAGGUUCUUAAGCAGUCUGAAGUCUCGACUAAAGGUCUCCAAACCCUCUCAAUCUGAGUCUCUAGCGGGCGACUAACCUCCACCGGAGUAAACAGAUUGAGGCCCUAACGAACAAAACCUCCUCUACCGAAGUGAAUUCGGUACAGAAUAGUGAGUUUGCUCCUCGACUAAAGUCACCAACUCCCUACCUUCAAUCAAGGAUGCUCUAUCAACCUAGGCAGAUAUUCUCAUUCUAGGUUAAAGCAGAAACAACAUGAAUUUGAUCAGGAUUCAAGCCAUUCAAUCAUUCAAACCUCAAUUGAAUAUAAUCAAAUCAUAGAAUCAGUACUUGGGUUCAUACAAUCAAACCUAACAUACAAAUCUAGGGUUUCCCAUACCCAGAUGAAUGGGAGAACUACUCCAUGGAGAAAGAAGCAAAAGCAUAUUCAGACGUGGAAAUCAUACUGUGAAGGAUGGAUUUCUGCUCCUGGUUGUCAAUCGGCACUUCUCCAAGCUCAAGCCAAGCUCCAAUGGUGAUGAAGAUCAAGCUAGGACACUUGGGAACUCUUGUUCGUCACUUUCUCUCUCUAGGAAUCGCUCUGUCUCUCUAAAACUCGAAUCCCCUUCUCUUUUGGCUGAAAUCUCCCUAAAAGGGCAUCACUGGGCAAAACAUGGUCGAGGACACGGCCGUGUUCUGCUCCAGCCCGCCCGUGCCCUUGCCACGUGGUAAAUACAUGGCCAGCCUUUUGGGAAAACACGAGCGUGUUUGAUGAUGGACACGACCGUGUUCUGGGUCAGUCCCGCCCGUGUUUUGAGCUAGUGUUUGUCACUCUUGGAUCAAGCCUCGGCAGUAAAAACACGGUCCAGGAACACGGCCAUGCUUUGAUUUAGGCGUGCCCGUGUUUUGGCUCCAGCUCGACUGAAUGAGAUCCGAAUGCCCCAAAACUCGUGCUUAGCCUUUCCUUCGACGUCUGGGACCUGAAAUAUGACAAAGUAGCACAACCCGACGUAAAAUAGGCCAAAAAUACACGAAUAUGCCCCUCAAACGGAUAAGAACUAGGGGUACAAAUAUGUGCAAUUACAUCGUUAUCAAAUUCCCCCACACUUAACCGUUUGCUUGUCCCCAAACAAACCAAGUCAGACACAAGGUAAGCUCAAGACGUUUCAAUCAAGCAUGCUUUAGGGCAUAUCAUAUCGGCACAAAACACAUGGAUCAUACUGGUUUUCGAUCAUUAACACAUGGACAACCUCAAUGACAACCUAGACAGCCACCACAUAUGACAUUCGAAUUCAGUAAAGUCGAGCAAAGGAAGAGUCUCCCUUCUGUUCACCAACUAACAUAGACUUGACUCAACCACGUAUUCGAGACAGUCACUUCAUGCACAAAGCUCAAGAUAUCAAAAUUAAGACCGAGCAAUCUAGGUCCUCACUGGGAUAAAGAGUAUAGAGAAUAUGAGAAAAUGAAUCGCGCACUCUCGACCAGUGGGGUCAGGACAAUUUGAUGCGAAAAAUGCGCAUGCUUAUUCUCUCAAUCCCUAACGUCUCUUCACCAUGAAUGCAGCCUCUAAAUGCUAGAGUUCACAUAUGGAGUGUCACCACUAACUAAUCCGGAGGUCUUAGACACAAGUUCAGAUGACUGGCUAGGGUCUUGGACAUGGGGAAAAGGCCUUUUAGGUGGUGGAAGUAUUCAUAGCACAAGGUUCCACAUUUCCAAACCCAACAAACUCAUAGUCAAUCAAACCAAUAACUUUCUUUCUGCUAUUUUGCAUUACUCAAAUUCUUCAGAGCACAAGAGCGAAGGAGGUCACUUAAAUGCUAGUAUUUCUAAGCCAGACUGCUAAGAAACACUCCUUAAUGGG